Molecule: messenger RNA, 7909 nt
Organism: Echinops telfairi (small Madagascar hedgehog)
Lineage: Eukaryota; Metazoa; Chordata; Mammalia; Afrosoricida; Tenrecidae
Gene: FCGBP
Product: Fc gamma binding protein
Exons: 19
Coding region: 1-7752 (2583 amino acids)
Molecular function (GO): protein binding
Source: RefSeq, a predicted model, not a curated record
AUGGGUUCCCUGUGGAGCUGGUGGACGCUCUGGGCCGCAGUAACCCUCCUGGGCGCCCUGAUCGCCCCCCAGGAGCCCUCCUGCGAAGGCGUGACCUGUGGCCCUGGCCAGCACUGCCAGGUGGUGGGCGGGAAGGCCACGUGCGUGGCGGAGCCCACGGCCACGUGCCGCGCCCAGGGAGACCCCCACUACACCACGUUCGACGGGCGGCGCUACGACAUGAUGGGCACGUGCACGUACUCGAUGGCCGAGCUGUGCGGCACGGACGACAGCCUGCCGGCCUUCAGCGUGGAGGCCAAGAACGAGCACCGCGGCAGCCGGCGCGUGUCCUACGUGGGCUUCGUCACCGUGCGCGCCUACAGCCACGCCGUGUCGCUGGCCCGCGGGGAGGCGGGCUUCGCCCGGAUCGACAGCCAGCGCUUCCGCCUGCCCGUGUCCCUCAACGACGGUCGCCUGCGUGUGUACCAGAGCGGGCCGAGGGCUGUGGUGGAGCUGGACUUCGGCCUGGUGGUCAGCUACGACUGGGACUGCCAGCUGGCCCUGAGCCUGCCCACGCGCUUCCAAGAUCAGGUGUGCGGGCUGUGCGGCAACUAUAACGGAGACCCCGCCGACGACUUCCUCACCCCCAACUGGGACCAGGCGCCCAACGCCGAGGAGUUCGGCCAGAGCUGGAAACUGGAUGAUGGCGACUACCUGUGCCAGGACGGCUGCCAGGACAACUGUCCCUCCUGCACGCCCGGCCAGACCCAGCACUACCAGGGCGACCGUGUGUGUGGCAUGCUGGCCCUGCCGGGAGGCCCCUUCGCCGCCUGCCACGCCAGCCUGAACCCCCAGCCCUUCCUGGAGGAGUGUGUGUACGACCUGUGUGCAGCCAGCGGGGACCGGCUCAGCCUGUGCCGCAGCCUCAGCGCCUACGCCCAGGCCUGUCUGGAGCUCGGCAUCGCCGUCGGGGACUGGAGGUCACCCGCCAGUUGUCCCCUGUCCUGUCCUGCCAACAGCCGCUAUGAGCUCUGUGGUCCGGCCUGCCCGGCCACCUGCAACCCUGUGGCCAUGCCGGCCAACUGCUCAGGCCUCCCGUGCGUGGAGGGCUGCGUGUGCCUGCCGGGCUUCGUGGCCAGCGGCAGCGCCUGCGUGCCCUCCGCGUCCUGCGGCUGCAUCUUCCAGGGCCGCCUGCUGGCGCCCGGCCAGGAGGUGUGGGGCGAUGACCAGUGCCAGCAACGCUGCACCUGCGACGGCACCACCCAGCAGGUGCGCUGCGACAACUCGCAGGGCUGCCCCCCGGGCGAGCUCUGCAGCGUCCAGGGCGGCCUGCUGGGCUGCUACCCCGACCGCUUCGGGACCUGCCAGGCGACCGGGGACCCGCACUACCUGAGCUUCGACGGCCGGCGCAUCGACUUCAUGGGCACCUGCACCUACCUGCUGGCCGGCUCCUGUGGCCAGAACGCCAUGCUGCCCGCCUUCCGCGUGCUGGUGGAGAACGAGCACCGGGGCAGUCAGACGGUCAGCUACACGCGCGCCCUGCGCCUGGAGGCCCGUGGCGUGGUGGUGGCCCUGCGGCGGGAGCACCCCGGACAAGUGCUGGUGGACGGUGUCCUUCAGCAUCUGCCCUUCCAGGCGGCAGACGGGCAAAUCCAGGUGUUCCGGCAAGGCAACGAUGGCGUUGUGCGCACCGACUUUGGCCUGACGGUCACCUACGACUGGAACGCCCGCGUGACAGCCCAGGUGCCCGGCAGCUAUGCCGGGGCCCUGUGCGGGCUCUGCGGCAACUUUGACGGGAACCCAAAGAAUGACCUGGCUCUGAAGGGCGGGGGCCAGGCGGCCAGCGCACUGGACUUCGGGAAUAGCUGGCAGGAGGAGACGAGGCCAGGCUGCGGGGCGACCGAGCCGGGUGACUGUCCCAAGCUGGACUCCAUGGUGGCCGAGCAGCUGCAGAGCAAGAAGGAGUGCGGCCUCCUCGCCGACCCCGAGGGGCCCUUCCGCGAGUGCCACAGCCUGGUGGACCCACAGGGCGCCGUGCAGGACUGUGUCUACGACCAGUGUCUGAUGCCCGGGCAGCAGGGGGCACUGUGUGACGCUUUGGCUGCCUACGCCGCCGCGUGCCAGGCUGCCGGGGGCACCGUGCACCCCUGGAGGAGCGAGGAGUUCUGCCCACCCACCUGUCCAGCAAACAGUCACUAUGAGGCCUGUUCCUACGGCUGCCCGCUGUCCUGCGGAGACCUCCCUGUGCCCGGGGGCUGUGGCUCCCACUGCCAGGAGGGCUGUGUGUGUGAUGAGGGCUUCGCGCUCAAUGGCGAGACCUGCGUGCCCCUGGCCUCCUGCGGCUGCGUGCACCAAGGUGCCUACCACCCACCCGGAGAGACCUUCUACCCCGGCCCUGGCUGCGAGUCCCUCUGCCACUGCCAGGAGGGUGGCCUGGUGUCCUGCGAGCCCAGCGGCUGUGGCCCGCACGAGGCCUGCCAGCCGUCUGCCGGCGUCCUGGGCUGCGUGGCUGUGGGCUCGGCCACCUGCCAAGCGUCGGGAGACCCCCACUACACCACCUUUGACGGCCACCGCUACGACUUCAUGGGCACCUGCGUGUACGCGCUGGCCCGGACCUGUGGGACCCGGCCCGGCCUGCACUCCUUCGCCGUCCUGCAGGAGAACGUGGCCUGGGGCAACGGGCAAGUCAGUGUGACCAGGGUGAUCACCGUCCAGGUGGCCAACUUCACCCUGAGGCUGGAGCAGAAUAAGUGGCAGGUCACGGUGAACGGCGUGGACAUGAAGCUGCCCGUGGUGCUGGCUGACAGCCGGAUCCGGGCCUCCCAGCACGGCUCAGACGUGGUGGUGGAGACGGACUUCGGCCUGCGCGUGGCCUACGACCUCGUGUACUACGUGCGGGUCACCAUCCCCGGCAACUACUACCGGCAGCUGUGUGGCCUGUGCGGGAACUACAACGGGGACCCCCAGGACGACUUCCAGAAGCCGGAUGGCUCCCAGGCAGGCGGCCCCAAUGAGUUCGGCAACUCCUGGGAGGAGGCGGUGCCCGGCUCGCCCUGCCUGCCACCGCCCACCUGUGCGCCUGGCGAGGAGGGCUGCCCCCCGGGCACCCAGUGCCCGCCCGACCUGGAACAGAAGUACCAGCAGGAGCAGUUCUGCGGAUUCCUCACCAACCCCACGGGGCCGCUGGCCGCCUGCCACAAGCUGCUGGCCCCCCAGGGCCCCCUGCAGGAGUGCGUCUUCGACCUCUGCCUGGGCGGGGGCAACCUCAGCAUCCUCUGCAGCAGCGUCCACGCCUACGUCAGUGCCUGCCAGGCCGCCGGAGGCCACGUGGAGCCUUGGAGAAGCGAGGCUUUCUGCCCGAUGGCGUGCCCCCCCAACAGCCACUACGAGCUGUGUGCGGACACCUGCUCGCUGGGCUGCUCGGCCCUCAGCGCCCCCCCGCAGUGCCCCGACGGCUGUGCUGAGGGCUGCCAGUGCGACCCCGGCUUCCUCUGGGACAGCCAAGGCUGCGUGCCCAUGGAGAAGUGCGGCUGCUACCACGAGGGAGUCUACUACGAGCCCGAGCAGACCGUCCUCAUUGACAACUGCCAGCAGAAGUGCGUGUGCCACGCGGGGCGGGGCAUGGUGUGCGAGGCCCACAGCUGCAAGCCCGGGCAGGUGUGCCAGCCCUCAGACGGGGUCUUGAGCUGCAUCACCAAAGACCCGUGCCACGGCAUGACGUGUCGGCCACAGGAGACCUGCAAGGAGCAGGGAGGCCAGGGCGUGUGCGUGCCCAACUACGAGGCCACGUGCUGGCUGUGGGGCGACCCGCACUACCACUCCUUCGACGGCCGGGACUUCGACUUCCAGGGCACCUGCAGCUACGUGCUGGCAGCAGCUGGCUGCCCCGGGGUCAGCGCCCAGGGCCUGACACCCUUCACCGUCACCACCAAGAAUGAGAACCGGGGCAACCCCGCUGUGUCCUACGUGAGGCUGGUCACUGUGUCUGCCCUGGGCACCAACAUCUCCAUCCACAAGGGAGAGAUCGGCCAAGUCCGGGUGAACGGGGUGCUGAGGGCGCUGCCCGUCUCCGCGGCUGGUGGGCGCCUGGUAGUGACCCAUGGUGCAUCAAAGGCGGUGUUGGCGGCCGACUUCGGGCUGCAGGUCACCUACGACUGGGACUGGCGGGUGGAGGUGACACUGCCCAGCAGUUACCACGGCGCGGUGUGCGGGCUCUGCGGAAACAUGGAUGGCAACCCAGGCAACGACCAGGCCUUCCCCAACGGCACGCUGGCACCCUCCAUCCCCGUCUGGGGCGGCAGCUGGCGGGCCCCAGGCUGGGACCCGCUGUGCUGGGACGUGUGUCAGGGCGACUGCCCAACGUGUCCCGCAGACCGGCAGGAGGAAUAUGAGGGCCCUGGCUUCUGCGGGCCCCUGGCCCCUGGGGCGGGAGGCCCCUUUGACAAGUGCCAUGCCCACGUGCCGCCCGAGAGCUUCUUCAAGGGCUGCGUGCUGGACGUCUGCCUGGGCGGCGGGGCCCUGGACAUCCUCUGCCAGUCGCUGGCCGCCUAUGCCGCCGCCUGCCAGGCUGCAGGGGUCACCAUCGAGGACUGGCGGGAGCAGGCAGGCUGCAGCAUCACCUGCCCAGACAACAGCCACUAUGAGCUCUGUGGCCCACCCUGCCCAGCCAGCUGCCCAUCCCCUGCGCCCCCCUCAGGGCCCAGCCUCUGUGAGGGCCCCUGUGCGGAGGGUUGCCAGUGUGACCCGGGCUUCGUGCUGAGUGUUGACCACUGCGUGCCCCUGGACGGGGGCUGUGGCUGCUGGGCCAACGGCACCUAUCACGAGCCUGGCAGCGAGUUCUGGGCCGAUGGCACCUGCUCCCGGCGCUGCCGCUGCGGGCCCGGGGGCGGCUCCCUGGUCUGCAGACCCGCCAGCUGUGGGCUGGGUGAAGAGUGUGCCCUCCUGCCCUCGGGCCAGCACGGCUGCCACCCCAUCAGCACAGCCGAGUGCCAGGCUUGGGGUGACCCCCACUACAUCACCCUGGAUGGGAAGCGCUUUGACUUCCAAGGCGCCUGCGAGUACCUGCUGAGCGCUCCCUGCGAGACGCCGCCCGCGGGGACCGAGAACUUCACGGUCACAGUGGCCAACGAGCACCGGGGCAGCCAGGCCGUCAGCUACACCCGCAGCGUUACCCUCCACAUGUACAAGCACAGUCUGACCCUCAGUGCCCAGUGGCCCCGGCAGCUGCAGGUGGACGGCAAGCUCUCGUCGCUGCCCUUCUACCUGGACUCGCGCCUGCACGCCUACCUGAGCGGCGCCGACGUGGUGGUGAUGGCCGCCAACGGGCUCACGCUGGCUUUCGACGGAAACAGCUUCGCGCGGCUGCACGUGCCGGCGGCGUACGCGGGCGCCCUCUGCGGCCUGUGUGGGAACUACAACAAGGACCCCGAGGACGAUCUGGACAAGAACCCCGGGAACUGGCAAGUGGGCGGUGCCUCCGGCUGCGGGGAGUGCGUGCCCGGGCCGUGCCCGCCACCGUGCACCCCAGAGCAGCAGGGUGCCUUCGCCGGCCCUGACGCCUGCGGCGUGAUCUCGGCCCCGGACGGCCCCCUGGCACCCUGCCACGGCCUCGUGCCCCCCACCCAGUACUUCCAGGCCUGCCUGCUGGACACCUGCCAGGCCGAGGGCCAUCCCGGAGCCCUCUGCCCUGCCGUGGCCGCCUACGUGGCAGCCUGCCAGGCCGCUGGAGCCCAGUUGGGCGAGUGGAGGCGGCCGGACUUCUGCCCCCACCAGUGCCCGGCCCACAGCCACUACGAGCUCUGUGGUAACUCCUGCCCGCUGAGCUGCCCCAGCCUCUCGGCGCCCGAGGGCUGCGAGCCAGCCUGCCGUGAGGGGUGCGUCUGCGACGCUGGCUUCGUGCUCAGUGGCGACACCUGUGUACCUGUGGGCCAGUGCGGCUGCCUCCACCAAGGCCACUACUACCCGCUGGGCCACACCUUCUACCCAGGCCCCGAGUGUGAACGGCGCUGUGAGUGUGGCCCAGGAGGCCAAGUCCACUGCCAGGAGGGCGCCGCCUGUGGGCCCUACGAGGAGUGCCUGGUGGAGAAUGGUGUCCAGGCCUGUCACCCCAAGGGCUGUGGCCGCUGCCUGGCCAGCGGGGGCAUCCAUUACGUCACUCUCGAUGGGCGUGUCUAUGACCUGCACGGCUCUUGCUCCUAUGUCCUGGCGCGAGUCUGCCGCCCGCAGCCUGGGGAUGAAGACUUUGCCAUCGUGCUGGAGAAGGAUGCGGCCGGAGACCCCCAGCGCCUGGUGGUCAUGGUGGCUAGCCACGUUGUGAGCAUGGCUCGGGGGAUGCAGGUCUCCGUGGACGGCGAGACGGUGACUGUGCCCGUGGCGGUGGGCCCUGUGCGGGUGACGGCCGAGGGCCGCAACUUGAUUCUGCAGUCCGCCAAGGGGCUGCGGCUGCUAUUUGACGGCGGCGCCCACAUCCUCAUGUCCAUCCCCAGCCCCUUCCGCGGCCGCCUCUGCGGCCUCUGCGGGAACUUCAACGGCAACUGGAGCGACGACUUCCUCCUGCCCGACGGCCACGCGGCCCCCAGCGUGGAGGCCUUCGGCGCCUCGUGGCGCGCGCCCAGCUCCUCCCCGGGCUGCAGCGAGGGCUGCGGGCCCGGCGGCUGCCCCGUGUGCUCCGCGCAGGAGACGGCGCCCUAUGAGAGCAGCCAGGCCUGCGGGCAGCUGCUGGACUCCCAGGGCCCCUUCGCAGCCUGCCACAAAGUCCUGAACCCCUCGGAGUACUUCCGCCAGUGCGUGUACGACAUGUGCGCCCAGAAGGGUGACGUCGCCUUCCUGUGCCGCAGCCUGGCCGCUUACACGGCAGCCUGCCAGGCCGCCGGCGUGACCCUAAAGCCCUGGAGGACCGACCGCUUCUGUCCUCUGCAGUGCCCGCCCCACAGCCACUACUCCAUCUGCACGCGCUCCUGCCAGGGCUCCUGCGCCGCCCUCUCCGGCCCCACGGGCUGCACCACGCGCUGCUUUGAGGGCUGUGAGUGCGACGACCGUUUCCUCCUGUCCAACGGAGUCUGCGUCCCCGCCGGCGACUGUGGCUGCACUCACGAUGGCCGGUACCUGCCGGUGAACUCCUCCCUGCUGACCUCCAACUGUGGUGAACGCUGCUCCUGCUCCCCAAGCGCUGGCCUCACAUGCCAGGCAGCCGGCUGCCCCGGAGACCGAGUGUGUGAGGUUCAGGCCGGAGUCCGGGACUGCUGGCGCCCCCGUGGCCUCUGUUCCCUCUCUGCGAACACCACCCUCACCACCUUUGAUGGCGCCCACAAUGCCAUCAGCUCCCCUGGCAUCUACGAGUUCUCUUCCCUGUGCCCAGGACUGCGGAAGACCAGUCCCUGGUUCCGCGUGGUCGCUGACGUCCAGUUCUGCCACGACAAGGCGGAAGCCGUGAACCAGGCUCACGUCUUCUUCCGGGACGGGGUGAUCACUGUCACCCCGAACCACGGCGUGUGGGUGAACGGACGCCGAGUAGAUCUCCCAGCUGAUGUGUUAACAUCUGUGUCCGUGAGUCUGGCACUUGAUGGCUCUGUGGUACUCAAGCAGAAGGCAGGAGUCCAGGUGACUCUUGGGACCAAUGGGAAGUUGCUUGUAAUGGUCAUCGAUGAGCGCCGGGGAAUGUUGUGUGGCGCCUGUGGGAACUUUGACGGGGACCAGACCAAUGAUGGGCAUGACUCCCAGAAGCCGGCGAUGGAGAAAUGGAGAGCAAAGGACUUCUCCUCAUGCUACAACUGAUCGGUCACCCGACAGGAAUGCAGACCUCAGGACCUGAUCCCUUGGAGGUUUCAAUGAUUGAAGGAUACAUUGGGUGCCUCUACCCUCUUCUGCCCCUUCACUGAGCCAGGGAGGGUGAGUGCAAGAGCCCUGAAUAAAUACUGUACACCAAGCUCCA